Bipolaris sorokiniana ND90Pr is the source of this 692-nucleotide messenger RNA. RefSeq lists its product as uncharacterized. The transcript has a single exon. The record is from RefSeq and is a predicted model, not a curated record. The annotation marks the transcript as partial. Lineage: Eukaryota; Fungi; Ascomycota; Dothideomycetes; Pleosporales; Pleosporaceae.
GCCAGUCGUGCGCAUAGUAAGAUCUCGCUGAUCACUCACCCUCCUCCCAUCUCUCCUUCCCGUUCCCAGCUGCCGCUAAACAAGGUGCAAGCGUCCUUGCCUUGGUCUCCCCAUCCCCGUCCCUUUCUCUGGCCAUUCACCCAUCUCACCCGCCCCCUCCCUUCCCCUCAUCUUACAUACGGUAGUCCGCCAGCCCUAAACCGUUGCGUUUGCUUACGCUGGUCUAAACGCCGCGAGGGUUUUACGCCGCGGGCCGUAAAGACGCGCCUAAGGGGGGGGCUAAGGCACAGCGAACAGGUCUGUUGACAAGAGAUUCUUCGCUAGUACUACCGGCUUUUUUUUAAUGGAAGCAUGGGAGGGAAGAACCAUGCACACGCUUUUUUCUUUGCAACCAUCCUUACAGGAACAGGGCUGACUGGGGGGGGGAAUGAUGAUGAUGAUGAUGAUGAUGAUGAUGAUAAUGAUGCAUGCGUGCACACACAUACACACACACCCCUUCCCUUCUCGGCCGAGAAAACAAGAAGAGAAACGAAGAAUGGCCGUUAGAAGGGAACAGAAAAGGGUUAAGGGUUUUCCCCAUGAGUCGCACAAAGUAGUGUGUACACACAGACACAGACGAGCCGGAGGGAUGAGAGCGAUGAGUAGUUAGCAUUUUGUUUUAGCGUGUUGUAAUAGUAUAGUUAUGGCUAACU